This is a messenger RNA of Naegleria gruberi, 720 nucleotides long. RefSeq lists its product as uncharacterized. The transcript has a single exon. NCBI's taxonomy places the organism in Eukaryota, Heterolobosea, Eutetramitea, Acrasida, Naegleriidae. Bases 1 to 720 code for a protein of 239 amino acids. The record is from RefSeq and is a predicted model, not a curated record.
AUGUGCAACAACAACACUUUCAAUUUUCUCCUAUUGAUUAUUGUCGUUAUUGGUUUCUCGUCUUGUGUUUCCUUUGCCAAUGGUUUGAAUAUUCGUACAACACCAUUAUCAUCAGCAUCAUCAAAAUUGAAAGAUGUUGCUCCGAUAAUAGUGAAUAAUAAUUCAACAACAGACCUUUUCUAUCAGGAUUAUUACUUCCAAGGAGGAGAAUGUAAAAUGGCAUCAUUAAUCAAGCUGGAAUUGCAACCACUCUACAAGGCAUCAGAAUCAUGUAUCAAAGUUGGACCAGACAAUUACCAAAAGGCCUAUUGCAAUGAAAGAGAAUUCGUGGUUGAUCGUGAUUGUGAUGAAACAUGUAAAUAUUGUUCUGGAAAAUCUUCUUCCAAUAUCUUUUCCUGUGCUAAAAUAGGAAUUGGUAUGAUGCAUCGAGUAUGUGGAAAGUUGCCAUUAGAAACCAUUCCAAAAAUGUUGUGGCAAGUUCAACAUGAAGAUUCCACUGAUAAUGAAAAUUGCAGCAAGAACAAAAUAGUUAAGGCAAUUGGAGAAGUUGUUGAACUUUGUGAAUGGAAUUUAUAUGGACCAAGAUAUAGAUCAUGUAAUUCAACAGAUUAUUCUGUUGAAACAUUUACUGGAAGUAUUGAUAAGUGUGAAACUAGAAUUAAAGUCAGUCAUGGUAAGGUUGGUGUUUGUAAUGGAAAUGAAGAAUAUCAAUGCAAAUAA